CUUGUCCUGUGGUGCAGCUCCAGCCCCCAGCCGUGUCCAUUGAAAGUCGGAAGUUGUUUUCUAGUUAGUGAAACUUUACAAAAUGGCAGAAGACAACUCUUAUGAGUCCAUGCUCUGCGUCAAGCCCGAGGUCCACGUUUACCGGAUCCCGCCGCGCGCCUCUAACCGGGGAUAUCGUGCUGCUGACUGGAAGCUGGAUGAACCUGCAUGGAGUGGUAGACUGAAAAUCACUGCGAAAGGCAAGAUGGCUUUCAUAAAGUUAGAAGACAAAAACACAGGAGAGCUGUUUGCACAAGCUCCAGUCGACCAGUAUCCAGGUUGUGUAGUUGAAGCAGUCACCGACUCCAGCAGGUAUUUUGUGAUACGGAUAGAGGAUGGCAAUGGACGUCAUGCUUUUAUUGGUCUGGGCUUUGCUGAUCGUGGAGACUCAUUUGACUUCAAUGUUGCUUUACAAGACCAUUUUAAAUGGGUGAAGCAAGAGGGUGAGCUCGCAAAACUGGAAGCUUCUGAGAGCGCAGCACCUAAGCUGGACCUGAGCUUCAAAGAGGGACAGACAAUCAAGAUCAGCAUUGGGAACAUUAAGAAAAAGGAUGCAGGUGGUGUCAAACCUAGGCAAAUGGUUGGGGGCCUGCUCCCACCUCCACCAGGCGCAAAGGCUGGAAGCACCAUGCAACCUCCUGGAGGACAGCAGACAGUCCCAGCUGUUGAGACUAACACUGCCUCUCUAUUAGACUUUGGUUCCCCCAUCCCUGCAGCCCAGCCCAGCUCGGACGGUUGGGGGGAUUUCACAUCUGCAGGUUCCAACUCCAGUAAAGAUGCUGUCCAGUCAGGAUGGGUGCAGUUUAGUUGAGUUGUGAGAAAACGUGCACGCACUCAGGUUACAUACAUUCCAUGUGCAGGACCAUUGUGGCAAAAAGAAAAGAAACUAAGAGAGAGGAACUGUUAGUAAAACUUGACCGGCUCUGUCACUGCACUUGUUCUGUAAAGAGUCUGUUUAUGUCGACCAUAGCCCGCUGACCAACACAUUCUGAAGGAACAAACAGCAAAAUGUACUGAAUUUUUACAAUCCUGCUAUUUUUGUCACACUCUGCUAUGCAGUGAGGUUUGUCUUUGGAUUUUUAGUAGUCUGGUGACCUCUAAACUGUCAUUGUUAGGGGCCUCUGCUCUCUCAGAAAAGUGAGCGUCCUGUGGUUGAAAGGCAGGGUGGUCUCAUUAUACUAACAGGUGUGUGUCCAGUGCCUUAAAUCAAAUGCUCCUUUAUUUUAUUCCUACUUUCUCGUCAAUCUGUCAAAAACCAGACUUGAAUCCUAUCCCUCUAUUUUUCUUCUGCUGUCACACAGUUAUCUCAUUACACCAGCACAGCUCAUCUCAAAAUGAUCUUAACAUAAUGGAAAAACACAAUGAUUUACAUAUGUUUUGUUUAGCUUUAUGUGUCUGUGUUUGUGUUAGUGAUCUUACAUUGAUGUUUAAUAAGUUAGGGCCCGAGCACAGAAUGGUGCACAUUAGAUGGCCCAAACAUGCUCGCUGUGCGAACAAUUAUAUAUUUUAGGGGUCUAAAAUUAUUUGGCAUGGCAAAAUGUCUCAAUUGCGCAGUUUAAAAAUCAAAGCCCCCUGCUUUAACUUCGCCCUAGAUGUAUGAAAUUCAGGAGAUAUCUCUCUCAGGCAGAAUCCUCCUGGAGCUGUAUGCUAUACCCAACAGGAAAUUCUCCAUUUUGAAUUUAUUGGUCAAAUUUCUUUUGCCAUUUAUACACCUUGUACUUUGAUGAAUUCACAUAGGGAAUUAAUUUAUUCUUCUUCAAUUGUGUCGGUCUAAUCUUAAUACACUGAUUGUAAUAAAUUGCAAACUUUUUUAGUUUCCGGCAAUUGCGUGGCGUGAAAUUUUGGUGUUUUUUGAUUAAAAAAGAUGUCCAGUCGCCCACGUACACUCACUACGUACCAUUACCUGGAUUGCUGACAAUCUUCAGUCCUUCAACAAUAUUUCAACUCCUGAAGAAUGUGGAGAUGCUUGCUGUCAAAGAGGAAAGAAGCUGGAGAUGGUGCCAGGCUUUUUGUACAGGCCACUUUUCAAAGAGGAGGCAAUACAUUUCUGACUGUUUUAUGAGAAAGGAAACCAAUAGCAACUCUGGACAAGGCCACUUCUAACGCAACUCCCUGAAAAUGGCCUUGUCUUGCAAGAUCUUUGAUUAUUUGUGGGUUGACAGUUAAUUUAAUGUCUUUGACCUCGGCCCAUAUUUUCAGUUUUUCCACGUUUUAAAGAACAUGUCACAAUAAGAAAUUCAACCAAGCUGUGGUAUAAUAAUAAUAUUCUCUUUCAAUGAGAUAGAUGACUAUGAGAGCAGAGACUAAUACAGAGUUCACAAAUAGUUAAGAAAUGAAAUAUGAAAAUGCCCAUGUGUCAAAUUAUAGUGCGAGUGCUGCUCACACAUCUGAUAGGCUUGUGCAAAUUAUGUAUGUAUAGUUAUAAUGUUAAAAAAUGGACACAGUAGUACAUUAAACAUCAAUAAACUGCUUAUAACCACUCUUAGUAUAGCACUACCAGGUUUAUUUAUACUGAGUGAGCAUUGGUAAACUGUCAAAUGCUAAAUACUUAAGGUAGCUGUGCUUGCUAGCUAUAUAUCUAUUAAAAUAAAACAACUACUAGCAACGAUACUUAUUUAACCCAACACUACAAAAAACUAUACAAUAAUUCUUAACAAAAACAAACUUUAAGAACAAUGAUACUAAUAAUAGAAUAGUAACAUGCUUCCACUGUCACAUAUGAUUAGUCUACAAAUGCUCUGCGUGCAGAACAGGGAAGGCUUUCGUACUUUGUCUAGGUGGGGAUGGGUAUUGUCACUGAUUUCCCAAAUCGAUUCGAUUCCGGUUCACAAGGUCCAGAUUCAAUUCAAUAUCAAUUCAGUUAAGGAUAUUUCCUUGUAAUACAAGUUUUUCUUGGAUAUGAAAGAACUAAAUGUUUAAAUUGUAACUUUGUGCAAUAUUAAAAAUAUUAAGGUAGGCCUGUCACGAUGACAAAUUUUGUUGGAUGAUAUAUUGUCCCAGAAAUUACUGCGAUAAAUGAAACCAUUUCACACCACUGAUAUAAUAAUAUAAUAGCAUAUUAAUAACCCUUUCAAAGAGCAAUGAACUUUAAAAUCUUGAGAAUAUCAGUCUGACAUUUGAAUUAGAAAUAAAAAAUAUUAAAACAUUUUAAAUAAAUAAAACAUAAGCAAAAAAACCACACACACAACCAAAACAAUAAAUGAAAUCACCCCCAACCAACAGCACCUGAAUGCAGCACCAAAAACGAAACUUAUUUUUCGCCGGGUGACGGGUGUGAGAGAACUCCGCCUCGCUCCAGGAGAGGAGAUGAUCGGAUCAUUUAAAUGAGGAUCAAUUUUAAUCAGAGAAUAUUUCCAAAUCCAGCUCUAUGUUCAAACAGCAAUUCAGAAAUCAGGAAAUUCUGACAGGGCGAAUGCAAUUCACUGUUAAAUACCAAUUCUUUUCUUACCCAUCACUAUAAAACAUUUUUCUUAUACCAUCUGCUCCCCCUUCUUUCCUUUGUCUUGUGAUUAUGGUGCAAGUCUACUUACUAUAUUGUUAGUAUCUUUGUCUCUUCUGCCCUUUCAGUUGUCACUCUUGAAAUGUUAUACACCGUCUCGUUCUCCAUUUACAAAGCAGAGGUUUUGUAAAUUAUGAGUAGAAUCUAUUAUAUCACAUACAUGUGCUGAUCUAUCCAAGAGCAAUGGCCCUUUAAUACUCCUUGCACCUUUAAUGUUCUUAAACCCUCUUUAGAAAUACAAUUUUUCGUCACUGUGUUGGGAUAGAGUCAUGAUUGCCAUUUUGUCUGGGAUUCAUUUGAAAAUGUUUAUCUGUUCAUGUUUGUUUUUGUCUACACCCUCUAUGUCUUUUCCUUGUUUGUUUUUUUUAAAUGUGCCUUUUACCAAAUUAAAUUUUCCUGAAUCUGAAAAAUUUGCAAUAAGAAUUUGAUCAAGUGCCUUUCUGAAAAAGA
Messenger RNA from Paralichthys olivaceus (Japanese flounder), 3988 nucleotides. It is a transcript of the gene necap2, whose product is annotated as NECAP endocytosis associated 2. Gene Ontology annotation, biological process: endocytosis. Lineage: Eukaryota; Metazoa; Chordata; Actinopteri; Pleuronectiformes; Paralichthyidae. Gene Ontology annotation, cellular component: clathrin vesicle coat; membrane. The record is from RefSeq and is a predicted model, not a curated record.